UAUCUGCGCGAUCCUCUUCCUUGGCGUAGAAUUUUCCUGGUGUUUCCCCGAACUAUGCCGAAAGUAGUGUCGCGGUCGGUAGUUUGCUCCGACACCCGGGACCGGGAGGAAUAUGACGACGGCGAGAAGCCCCUCCACGUGUACUAUUGUUUGUGCGGCCAGAUGGUCCUCGUGCUGGACUGUCAGUUAGAGAAAUUGCCCAUGAGGCCGCGGGACCGGUCCCGUGUGAUUGAUGCUGCCAAACAUGCCCACAAGUUUUGUAACACAGAAGAUGAGGAGACUAUGUAUCUUCGGAGGCCUGAAGGCAUUGAGCGACAAUACAGGAAAAAGUGUGCAAAGUGUGGACUGCCACUCUUCUACCAGUCCCAGCCAAAGAAUGCUCCUGUGACUUUCAUUGUGGAUGGAGCAGUAGUCAAGUUUGGCCAGGGUUUUGGGAAGACGAAUAUAUAUACUCAGAAACAAGAGCCUCCUAAGAAGGUGAUGAUGACCAAACGAACUAAAGACAUGGGCAAGUUCAGCUCUGUCACUGUGUCGACCAUUGAUGAAGAGGAAGAGGAGAUUGAGGCUAGAGAAGUUGCUGACUCAUACGCACAGAAUGCCAAAGUGAUUGAAAAACAGCUGGAGCGCAAAGGCAUGAGCAAGAGGCGACUGCAAGAGCUGGCUGAACUUGAAGCCAAGAAAGCAAAAAUGAAGGGGACUUUGAUAGACAACCAGUUCAAAUGACCGACACCUUUCUCUGAGCCCGGAUUAGAGUUUUUGGCCAAGGCUGAGUUUGAACCCACCACCUCCAACAUAUGGGGCCAGCACCCUACUCCUUUGAGCCACAGGCACCGCCUGACAAGUAUUUCUUAAUCUAAACUACGUAAUAAGCCUAUGAUAUAUGAUAGGUUUAACUGUUACCAUUCUCAUUUUAGAAAUGAUUACUCUGAGGCUCAAGAGUGUUUAAGUUUCUCAAGAUCCACUGCCAGCAAGAUAAAGCCAAAAAGCUGAGCUCGUAACUAUGCUAAACUGCUUCUCCUGUGGACUUUUCAAAAAAUACUAUUUUUGAGAACAAAUUGUAAGUUAAUUUUCAGAAACCAAGUAAAGUGCAAUGUGAAGACACACAGAGGACUCACUAUAGCAAAUGUGUGGUUACUUUUCUACAUAUUUUCUGAAAUAUUUGUUCUUAGGUACUAAUCCUAAACUCUUUCAGCAUCUAGUUCAAAUUAUGCUUUUUGCUUCAUCUAUAAAGAAAACACAGUACCUUUAGCACAAAGCAAGCAUGUGCUCGUCAUGAUGUUUUACUCCUUUAUA
Molecule: messenger RNA, 1293 nt
Organism: Otolemur garnettii (small-eared galago)
Lineage: Eukaryota; Metazoa; Chordata; Mammalia; Primates; Galagidae
Gene: STEEP1
Product: chromosome unknown CXorf56 homolog
Exons: 8
Coding region: 55-723 (222 amino acids)
Source: RefSeq, a predicted model, not a curated record